CCUAAAACUCUGGAGUGUCGAGAAUUUACCAAAUCGAGUCACUCUUUCAAUUUCUGUGUGUGUGAGAGCAAAUUAGCAAUGGCCUCCAAAGCAAGCGGCUCCAUCUUCCAAAGCCUGAAACGCUACAUCAAGAAGCCAUGGGAGAUAACCGGACCCUGCGCCGAUCCAGAGUACAAAAACGCUUUGCCCAAAGCUACGGAGUACCGUAUUCGCUGCCCCGCCACACCUUUGCAAAAGCCCAUCGUCCCAACCUCCGACCCCGAAACCGUCUUCGACAUCAAAUAUUACACCCGCGAUCAACGCCGCAACCGUCCCCCGAUCCGCCGUAUCAUCUUGAAGAAAGCUGACGUGGAGAAGAUGAUGAAAGAGAAGACCUUUGAUGUCAACGAUUUUCCUAGGGUUUACUUGACUGCUAAAGUUGAAGAAGAUGAGAAUGCCAUUGGUGGAGGUUACCAGAAAUAGGCUCUGGAACCUGUGGCAAUAUUUAAUGUGCACCAGUUCCUUCAGUUUCACUCCCUUGCUGGCCUGUCCUGGAACAAAUGCAGGCCAUGUUAUGAUAGCAAUUUCAUGAGACUCUUGAAGUUAAAGAGGAUGCAGUGUCCGACAUUAAUAAGGAUAGUCACCUGUAUUUUUUUUAUUUGUUUGGUUUAUUCUGUAACCGUCAUGUUUGUAUAAACCCAGAUGCGAGUGCAGUCGGCUGAUGGCUGAUGUCAUUGAUUCCUUCAAGCUUGUAUGAUUUUCUAAACAUGAUAAUCUGGCCUAAGUUUUCACAACAUCACAGACAGUAGGUCUGAUGAGUAUCUGGUUUUUAUUAGCUGUCCUGCAAUAAGAAAAGAAAUAUAGAGCCAACUCCAUUGUUUCUGUUUUC
Messenger RNA from Durio zibethinus, 868 nucleotides. RefSeq lists its product as uncharacterized. The record is from RefSeq and is a predicted model, not a curated record. Lineage: Eukaryota; Viridiplantae; Streptophyta; Magnoliopsida; Malvales; Malvaceae.